Molecule: messenger RNA, 2755 nt
Organism: Ornithorhynchus anatinus (platypus)
Lineage: Eukaryota; Metazoa; Chordata; Mammalia; Monotremata; Ornithorhynchidae
Gene: BEST3
Product: bestrophin 3
Exons: 9
Coding region: 1-2037 (678 amino acids)
Molecular function (GO): chloride channel activity
Source: RefSeq, a predicted model, not a curated record
AUGACAGUCACUUAUUCCAGCAAAGUAGCAAAUGCCACCUUCUUUGGAUUUCACAGGUUACUCCUCAAGUGGAGAGGAAGUAUCUACAAGCUACUGUACAGAGAAUUUAUUGCCUUUGCCAUUCUUUACACAGCAAUAAGUUUAAUGUACAGAUUGUUCCUUACAGGAGCCCAAAAACGUUACUUUGAAAAAUUAUCAAUUUACUGUGACAGAUAUGCUGAGCAAAUCCCAGUAACCUUUGUGCUCGGGUUUUACGUUACUCUGGUAGUCAACCGUUGGUGGAACCAGUUUGUGAACCUUCCCUGGCCAGACAGACUUAUGUUCCUUAUCUCCAGCAGUGUCCAUGGAAGAGACGAAUACGGACGUUUGCUUAGAAGGACGCUGAUGCGUUAUGUGAAUUUAACUUCCUUGCUCAUCUUUCGCUCGGUGAGCACGGCCGUAUACAAGAGAUUUCCAACGAUGGACCACGUCGUAGAAGCGGGUUUCAUGACAGCAGAUGAGAGAAAAUUAUUCGAUCACCUUAAGUCUCCCCAUCUGAAAUACUGGGUCCCAUUCAUCUGGUUUGGAAACCUGGCUUCCAAAGCUCGGAAGGAAGGUCGAAUCCGAGAUAGCGUCGAUCUACAAUCCCUGAUGACUGAAAUGAACCGGUUCCGAUCCUGGUGCAGCCUGUUGUUCGGUUACGACUGGGUGGGGAUUCCUCUGGUCUACACCCAGGUUGUCACUCUGGCCGUCUACACCUUCUUCUUUGCAUGCCUGAUUGGACGCCAGUUUCUGGAUCCCAGCAAAGGUUAUGCCGGGCAUGACCUGGAUCUUUACAUUCCAAUCUUCACCCUCCUCCAGUUCUUCUUCUAUGCGGGAUGGCUCAAGGUAGCCGAGCAACUAAUCAAUCCAUUUGGUGAAGACGAUGAUGAUUUUGAAACAAACUGGUGCAUCGACAGAAAUUUACAGGUCUCCCUCCUGGCCGUGGACGAAAUGCACAUGAACUUGCCCAAGAUGAGAAAGGACAUCUACUGGGAUGACUCGGCGGCCCAACCGCCGUACACGCUAGCCGCUGCCGACUACUGCAUUCCCUCCUUCCUCGGAUCCACCAUUCAGAUGGGACUGUCUGGGGCCGACCUGACCCACGGCGAGGAAUGGCUUUGGGAUGACGAGAAGCACGGCCAACGGCGUUCGGUCAUCAGACGUGUCAAGCGCUUCUUGAGCGUCCACGAGAACCCCUCCAGCCCGGUGAGGCGGGCCUACGGAAGGCAAGCCAGCGACAGCUCCACGUUUUUCCCCACGAGCGACCUCAGACACAUCAGCGGCCUGCUCGAAGUCCCCCCGAGAAGCCAGUACCGGACGUCCUUGGCCCGGAAGAAGCCGGGGCUGGCGGAGGGCAGCCCCCGUCUGCACUCGAGCGUGGGCGAACUGUCCACCCUCCGAGAACUGAGCAGGACCAGCACCGUGCUGAGCCUCAGCCCCCCGUCUAGCGUGAGCGCCUCCCCCACAAAAAUGAUGCAGGUCCCAGAAGUACUGGUCACUUCUGCUGAAGGCCCGGACCCCGGCAUGUCCGGCCACCAGCCCGCCGACCCCAAGUCGCCCCUUUCGGACUGUGUGUCUGGAGAAAACUGGCAGAGCGGACCCGACGGAUGUCUUCCAGAGUUGCUCCUUAUGGAACAGCCUACGACUCCCGCGAGAGCCAGCCCCGAAACCGGCUCAAUAAAAGCGGAGGAUGAAAACCUCCAAUUCGUCUCUGAGGGGGACCCCCAGGAGGACCCCAGAUACCUGAAAAGAUGGAGUCUCCCGGAAUUCCUGGAGUCCAGCCAGACCACCAUCGCCGGACCAAGCGUGGAUCCCGAACCCCUCCUGCUCCUCGACCCGGAAAAUACCUCCCAGAGCAGCAGAAUUAACUUUGUCGCUGCCCCCACGGGCCCUCCGGAUGUGUGUUAUUUACUGGAACGCCUGGAUGCGAAAGAAACGGACAUCAUAGAGUUUAAUCCCGAGCAAACUGAAGACCGUCGGUUGGGACCGAGCAAAUCAUCUGGAAUUUGGUUCUAGAACAUACAGAACCUUCUCGAAAGGAACUCCGUGGGGUCUGGGAGGUCUGGAACUCGGCUGGGUUCUCCCCAAGCUGUGGAACUUGGAAAAUCACCUCUCCGUUUAGUGUGACAACUGGAACUUGGAGUGUGGGAGGAGGGCGGGGGGGGAGAAACCACAUUUUCAAUCCAAGAUUUCUGAGAGCUGAGGAAACAAUCGUACGUCCACACCCCGUCACCUACCCCUUCAUUGGAAUUGUUUCCAGGAGGGUGAUUCAGGCUGCAGUGUCAAACCUUUCAACCAAAUCCAAUUUCUGGUGUGAAUUAGAAGCCAGGGACUUUCCUUUCCUCAAAGCCCUUGGAUUUCAUUUUCCCUAUUGUUCGCCCAAGAAACCAGAAGCUGAUCUAACCACCAUCGUCCAGCCCGAUGAAUCCUCCAGUGCGGAGGGUCCCCAUAAUCUUUCAGGGGAAGAUGUAUGGGGGGGGGCCCUCUCAAGCUAGCCCUGAACCUCCCUGAAUCAUUCUAACCAGUCUAGAUAGUCUGGACAGACAAGUCAAGGGUGUCAGCUUCCUGUUCACCCUCCGCUACUGCUCUCCCUCAGUGCUCUCGACUCUUGAACAGCUUUCUGGACUCUGCUGGGUCUGAAAAGCCUUUGAGGGCAUGGGGAUCUCCUCCCCUAGUGAACCUAGAGAAGCAACGUCGCCUAGUGGAUAGAGCAUGGGCCUGGGAGUCAGAAGGA